GAGUGCUGUCCAUAUACAUAGAUUUACCAGGUGAACCAAUUUCAAAUCGUAGCGAAAAUUCAUUGUUUUUUCAUAAUUAUGAAAAGAGCUGUUCCCAAUCGAACAUUUCCUCUAAUAUUUCGUUGAAUUUAACCUGCGCUAACAUAUCGGUGGAUAAUUUAGGAUUUACCAGCUGUUGCAAAGUGAAAAACUCAAUACCUCCACGUACUCAUACUUUUGCCAGUUCUUAUCAGUUUUCUACAAUUGGGCUAAACUGCGACAAAGAUCAUACGAUGGAUAAACGACGUAACACCUUGGACCGAUUUCAACGCCUAGCUUUUGGACGUAAAUCUAAGCCUUCAGUUUCCUCUGAAGCUGUCUCUAAUGAAGGUUGUAGGUCAUUUGGUCCAGAUAAACAAUCUGGUUCAGAUAGACAGUGUAAUAUUUCCGAAAGAUCAGAGCGCCUUAAAGAACUGACAGAGCUUUUGCGUGGUGGCAGCAUUUCACGUGCCUCUUCUACGCCAACACCCCCACCAGUACCACCGCCCCGCAAGCCUAGAAUUCCUCAUAAUAAUUCGACGACUAGCAGUAUCGAAACUCAUGAAUGUAAGUUAUCAACAUGUGGCCUAGAAGAUUCGGAUUCAGGGAUGACUACUGAAUCACUAAAGCAGAUCAACACAAAUAGCAACAAGAGUGGCAGCGGGAGUAUUAGCGUGCCCGCUACAGCCGCACGUAUCUUACACUCAAUUAGACCAAACACAAGUCUCUCCAACUUGGAAGCUUUCAUGAUGUGCACUCGCGAGAAGUCUAAAUCACCGCCACCCCUUGCAGUAGGUGAUGAGGUCGAGUCAACCAGUAGCGAGUGGGCUUCACAGCUGGCCAUACCAGAAUCACGCACUGCAAGCAGCACUAGCACCCAAAAAGGGAUAUUACCAUUCCGCUCUGUUUCGUUUUCACAAAUUGACUGUAAAUCAACUUUGAGUGCUUUGCGCGAUCGACUACGGCGGGAUAAGGCAAUUGAAACACCCACUCCGAUUCAAAACAACACCAAAACCAUCGAAUCUACGGAAUUGCUGUGCGAUCGAUUGCGUAUUCCGGAACCUGGACUGGUGCACAUACCACUCAGGAACACGGGCUUAUCUGUUAACUUAAACUAUGGGCAGGAGAAAUCUCUUGAACAUGUUCUAGAAGAUAUGCCUGAUAUCAUAGGUGAAGAAGAUAUAUUUAAUACAGACAAUUGCAGUAUAGCUGGUGCUUUACCAGCAACUGCUAGCAGUGUUAUUGCGGCUCACGCAAAAAUGGAGUCGCUUUCGGAUACUAUACCCUCGGAAGGAGACUAUAAUAUUAACAAGGAUUGUGCGAUGGUGACAGUAAAUAGGAAUUUCACGCCUAAUAUAGAGGAACCCACAGUUGACUCGGAAGUUAGUUCACCCAACAUAGGCAAACUUCUAGAGGAACAGUCUCUGAUUGAGUCGCCAUCCGACAAUAUUUUACAAACAGCAACCACUUGCCUUAUACCUGUCCCGGUUUAUGAAUGUGCAGCGCAAGAAUGGCUUGAAACACCCGCUCAAGAAUGGGUUGAGUUAGCACCAGAGUUUGAUAUUGUGCCCGAAAUAAUACAGCCACCUAUCUCACAUGCGGCAUGCAAAAUAAUGCAAACAGAAACAUUAACAACUCUACCCAGAAAUUUAUUGCCAACAAUAUCUGUGAGUCGGAGCUCAGAAGAGGGUGAUGAAUGUGGAAAAGAUAUAAUCUUACCCCACCCUGAAUUAAUGUCCGAUCGACCUAAUACUUGCGAUUCAGUGGAAAAUCAGUUUCAACAGUGUAGCCAAGAAGACCUUGUUUUGGAGCGGCAGAGUUCAGACACAAUAGCUACACCUCGACACAGCAUUGGUGAGCGUCAAAAGCGUUACUUAGACAAAUCCACAAAACGGAAGGGCAUGUACAUAGAUAAUUCAGACUGGCAUCAGCCAGUUGCAUUAGAUAUCUCUGUUGCCAAUUUUCAGGCCAAUAAGCCAGAUUCCACAGAUGAUACACAGAUGUACACCAAUAGUCCAAUAAUGUUUGAAAUGAAUACACCAGAAUUGGAGAAGGCACCACCUACAUGGAGAAGAUCAAAUGAAAAGUCUCAACUGCUAAGCAGCUUUAGCUGCCAAAGUAGCGAAGAGAAGGAAGACGCAACCAACAAUAAUACCAGCAAAAGCAACAGCAUCCCGCAAAAUGAUUCGAUGUCAGACACUGAAGAGCGUGUUAGUUGGAGUCCAACUCCCAGCGGAGAUUAUGAAAAUAAACGCUACUCAAAGCGCCCUCUCACUGUACGAGGUCCAUAUGGGCAAAUGUUAGAAGCCGAGCUUAAAAAGCAAAAUCGAUUGCAUUUUGAUGAGAUUCUUGAUGAAAUACGCGACGCUGACAGACUGCACCCGCGUCCUGAGCAUAGCAUCGUUGAGAGAAAGCCUUUAGUUGGCUCCAUACGUAGCAACAUGCCACAGUAUUCUAACUCCAUGCGUGUACGUAAGUCAAGUGCUUACUUGCCAGUACCAACGCAUGCACGCGCAGCUUCGACUCCUUCGCAAAUUGAGCAUGUAAAUAAGCCAAUUUCGUUGUCUGCCAAGGAUCUUAACGAGACGAUAUUAGAAGCUGAUAAGCCGCCGCAAAAUCUUAUAAAACGUGCCGCGUCCGAGACACCUACUCCAAAAAUGCAUCAUAGCAAGCGCAAUAAUUAUGAAAACAAAAAUCAACAUCACCAUAAUCAUCACCAUCACUCUACCAAGCGCAAUGUUGAAGACAACAGUAGUAGCAGCAACAAGCCUAAAGUUUCUUAUGCUGCGGACGCACCACCAACAGCAGCUUUGCUGGCGGAACUGCUUAAGGGCUCCAGCGAAAACAUGCUCUCCGAGCAGCGUCAGAAAAUGAUUUCGGACACUCGCACCUACGUUGUACAAGAGAUUUAUCGGAAUGAGCAAUCAUAUGUGGAAUCUCUGCAAACAGUUGUGCUUAAAUAUUUGAAAGUGUUGAAAUCACCAGAACAUGCAGGCAUGAUUGAUACACGUACCGUGGAUGAGAUAUUCUUUAUGGUACCUGACAUACUGGAAAUACAUGAGAAAUUUUUGGCUGAGUUAAAACAACGCCUCGACGACUGGGAUAUACAGCAAAAAGUAGGAGAUACGUUUAUUGAAACUUUUUCAAAGCUAGAGGUACUCGAGGUCUACACAUCAUUUGUAAACAACUGUAAUCGAGCAAAAAAUGCCAUUCGUUUGAUGAAGCAUCAGCGACCCUCAUUUGCCAAAUUUUUAGAAUCCACAGCUCGUGAGCACAAAGGAAAACUAACUCUGGACAACUUGCUUAUUAAGCCAGUACAAAAAUUUCCAAACUACGAAUUGCUCUUUCAACGCCUUAUCAAGCAUACAGAUCACGAUCAUCCAGAUCAGAAACAUUUACAGGAUGUGCUUAAAUUGGUGCAUGACAUUUUGGUGCACAUUAAUUGCAAGGAACGUGAGAUUAUGGAAAAUGGACAGCGUGAGGCAACUCUACGGGAGUUGGAAGGCGUCAUAGAGGGAAUAACUGAUUUAAUAGCACCAGAGCGUCAAUUUCUGUUGUUCGAUUUAGUAUCCAUGCCAUCAGGGCAGGGUGCCCGCAAGGAUCGCGGUUUUUUUCUGUUUAAUGAUCUAUUGGUUUUGACGAGUAUUAAAAAGCGCAGUGGGACAAUUAGGAAACCAAAUAGCUCAAUUUGCCCCGGCUCAGUGGCAACUACUUUGGACACUAACAAAUAUAAGUUCCUCACAAAAAUUUCAUUAGAUUGCUUAGAGAUUGUCAAAUCUAAAGAUGAGAACAUAAAACGCAUCGUUAGCGAAAUAGAAAACCUUAGCGAAGACAGCAAUAAGCUACAACAAAUAAGUGAAAUCACGGCAUCCAUUAAGUAUCCUCAUCAGUAUUUAGAAGACGUUAUACGUGAACUGCAUCGCGAAAUUCAGCGACAGCUAUCCGAGCGUCAAACAAAUGACACACCGCUAAAUGUGUUGGAAUUGACAGUUAGUUCACCGAAUGGAAGUCAAAAGCUGACGGUAGUAUUUAGCAAAGCAGAAAGGCGUUCUAAUUGGGAGGAGGUUUUUAAUGAAGCUAAACUAAAACUGGCCGCUACACUAGAACGACAUCCUAUUCCUGAAUUCCUUACAUCUAUACCUAUACGCAAAACACGUGCGGGUCUACAGUUUACUUGCGCAGCAGCUACGCUGAGCGAUAAACGAGAUGUUUGGGUUUGCAAUAGUGAUGGCUAUGUGGGCCAAGUGUGCAUUAUGUCCUUACAUCCGGAACCAAAUGUAACCAGCUGUAAUGGCGUUUGCAAUGCACGGAUACUUUGCGUAGCGUCAGUACCAGCGUACAGCAACAGCCCUGAAGAACAACAAAGUGGACAGGAGGAUAAGCAACAGAUAUUGCGCUGCACUAGUACACUAUCCCAUAGUUACACACAACAAUUGCGUGAUUAUCGUAAAAGCAUCUCGCCUGUUGCACAGCCUUCUUUGGGAUUGGCAGUGUUAGAGAAAAAAAAAAUCCCCACCUCCAUUAUUGGCAACGGUGCUGAAGGCACCAGCAACAGUGAUACUCAGCUAGAUUUAAAUCUAAGCUCCAGCGAAGAUGAGGCGGAUGUUGUUUCAGCUGCGCCACUAGAACAACGUAUUCCUAGUCCUGCGCCUUCAUUACAUGCCACAUAUCAUGUGCAACAAGACUCUAAUCCCGAUGAAAACGAAUGUAAUCAAUCAACUAUGUGGAUUGGUACUGAAGACGGCUGCAUUCAUGUUUACAAUAGUACUGAUAAUAUACGUAUUAAGAAGAAUCGUAUUAAAAUUGAACAUCAUUCAGCUGUUUUUUCCAUAUUAUACCUGGACAAUCGUGUUUUUGUAUCCUUAGCAAAUGGCGAUAUUUGUGUAUAUCUCAGAGAUGGUGCAUCUUCUUGGAAUACAUGCUCAUCACAUUGCCUCUCAAUUGGGACAGUUUCCAGUCCAGUGACUAAACUGCUUAACGUUAAUGGCAGUCUGUGGUGCUCCAUACAGGGGAUUAUAAAAGUUUUAGAUACUGAAUCCUUUUCGGUCGUUAAUCAAAUACAAAUUUCUUCGGACUCAAAACCAAUUACAAAUAUGACAGUAGCAAGUUCUUUUGUGUGGAUAUCAAUACAAAAUUCAGCUCAUAUUAAGUGUUUUCAUUCCAAUACCCACCAACUUAUUACAGAGGUAAAUCUCGCUCCUGCAGUUAACAAAAUGUUGUCAAAUUGUGACGAAAUAAUUAGGCAACAUAAAGCCGCAUGUCUUCGCGUGACUUCUCUUCUUUGCUGCAAAGAUCUCAUUUGGAUAGGAACCAGUGCAGGAGUUUUGUUAACAAUACCUGCCCAGGGCUAUGAAAAAGGUGCACACAAUAUUGUACCUACAGGCAUACCGCACGGUCAUACAGGGCAUGUGCGAUUCCUAACCUUUGUAGAGACACCGUCUCAUGGGCUAGAAGGUUGCUCGCAAAUAAUAACACCUGCGACAUCACGUGAAGCAGGAAGCGGCACUAGCGAUGAGUACACUAAACAAGGUUCAACGAAGAACUCUAAGAAAAAAGUGGAAACAAAAAAUAUACUUAUUAUUUCUGGUGGUGAUGGCUACGAAGACUUUCGCAAUUCUGGUGCCAACUCACUAAGUGAAAUUGCUGGUCGCGAAGACAGCACCAAUCACUUAUUAAUAUGGCAAAUUUGAAGCAGAAGACGUAAAAAUCGCUGGCGGUUACUGCUUUCGAGAUGGAAAAACAACAACUGAGGUCGUCUUCAAAUGUCCUUAAUCUUUAACCAACUGAAAAAUUGAGAAUUAAAAGUAGACUGCCGCGAUUUUUAUUGUACUAGAAACUAUGCUGACAAACAUAAGUUGGCAGACCAGUGGAACAGUAACCACUAGUGUAUGUAAAUUAUACAAGAAUUGCAUUGCUAAUGGUAUAUAAUUAUAUAUAUUUUAAUAAAUAGGUAGCAAUGUUUAUAAUUUUUGUAUUGGUAGAAGACUAUAUUAACACAAGAAUUAUGAGUGCCAAAUAUACACAUUAAUUGCGCCAAACAUUCGGAAUGAAUUAUUAAAUAUGUCAAAUAAAAAACCUAUAGCUAGGUCCAAUGACGUUAUAUUCCAUGCCCAAUAAGCAUAACUGCAAACGCAUAUAAAAACAUUAUUUUUAUAAAAUAUACGAAAUAUGCUGACUAAAUUAUUUCCUAUAUUUAUUAUACAUGUAUGUAUCUAUAUAUACUGAUAUCUAAAAUACCAAUGUUAAAUUGU
This is a messenger RNA of Drosophila novamexicana, 6269 nucleotides long. RefSeq names its product rho guanine nucleotide exchange factor 17. Bases 273 to 5708 code for a protein of 1811 amino acids. NCBI's taxonomy places the organism in Eukaryota, Metazoa, Arthropoda, Insecta, Diptera, Drosophilidae. The transcript has 15 exons. The record is from RefSeq and is a predicted model, not a curated record. Gene Ontology annotation, molecular function: protein binding; guanyl-nucleotide exchange factor activity. Gene Ontology annotation, biological process: actin cytoskeleton organization.